Molecule: messenger RNA, 3389 nt
Organism: Tachysurus fulvidraco (yellow catfish)
Lineage: Eukaryota; Metazoa; Chordata; Actinopteri; Siluriformes; Bagridae
Gene: nectin4b
Product: nectin cell adhesion molecule 4b
Exons: 11
Coding region: 423-2228 (601 amino acids)
Biological process (GO): heterophilic cell-cell adhesion; homophilic cell-cell adhesion
Cellular component (GO): adherens junction
Source: RefSeq, a predicted model, not a curated record
CCUAAAGUGGGCGUGGCUUGAGCCUCACGCACGCGAACAGGUGUUCGUUUGAACGUUUCACCUGUGAGGUAGAGCGCGAGGGUGUCGUUGUGUGCGUGCGGGCGGCUGCUACGUGGUGAAGUGAUUACAAAGAGCUGGAAAUAAUGUCUCGGUUUUGAUUGUUUUUUGUGUUUGUUGCGUUUAAGGACGUUUUGUUUUCUACAUUUUUUUUUUCUUCACUUCACUGGACUUUUGUACUGCAGACUGAGGUGGAAGAGCACUGGGGAUAAAAUGACAGAGUUUAAUGAACGCCAUGAUUUAAUGUAGAAGUGUCAUAUUGUGUGAGAAACUGGGAGAUAAACAAACAAACAGAAAACACUAUUUGCAGUAUCUACAGUCGAAUUUAAAACUGGUGAUUUAUUGGAGCAAACUUGAACCACGAAAUGAAGAAAAUGUCGCACUGUUUUGCACUAAUACUGACUGCAGUAACUGCCUGUGUCUGUGGCGAGUUUCUUCAGCCCCCUCCGUCCCUGACUCUGCUCACCUUCGCCGAGGAGGAGACUCGACUACCGUGUGAGUUUAAACCACAGGACGGUGAAAAAGUAAUACAGGUGACCUGGUCUGUUGAAAAGAGCAGCAAUGACAAGGAGCAGAUCAUCACCAGACACAUGACAGAGGGGCUUCAAGAGUUUCCUAGCUUUGCAGGCCGUGUGCGCUUCACAAGUUCUGAUCCGAUGAAAGACUCAACAUUGUUGAUUCUGAGCACAAGGGAGUCAGAUCAAGCCACAUAUACCUGCCACAUCUCCACUUUUCCUUCAGGGAACUUCGAGAGACAAAUCAGCCUUACUGUCUGGAGGAUUCCCAUCUCAACACUGGAACCGGUUGUCCUGGAGGAGGGUCAGUCAUUCCGUGUGGCUGCCACCUGCCGAGCGAUCGGCCUGCCUCCACCGCGGCUUUCCUGGGAGACCGACGUGCCCGGUCAAAUACAGAACAGGAGCUCAGGGGACGGGGUCGUCACCUCCCAGUAUUCGCUGCACCCUCUGCGCAGCAUGAAUGGCCGCAAACUGGACUGCUUGGUGUGGCACCCUGCUCUAGAUCAACCUCGCAGGCUGAGCAACCAACUGAUCGUGCACUUUCCUCCUGAUGCUGUCGUUUCUGGAUACGAUCAUAGAUGGGCCGUUAAUCGGAAUGGAGCCGAGCUCAAGUGCGAGGGUGCUGGAAAUCCUCCCCCACACAACUUCACCUGGACCAGGAAGGGUGGGGUUUUGCCCAAGGACGUAUUUGUGGAGGGGGACAGGCUCCGUUUCACUCGCCCAUUAAAUAAAAGCGAUGAAGGUGUGUACGAAUGUGAGGCCAGAAACUCUGUGGGAUCGGUGAAGACGGAGGUUAAUGUACAGAUCUAUGUAGCCUCUAAAUCGUCCCAGCUGGAGGCUAAUUUCAACAACCUCCUCCUUAUAAUCGUGGGUGGAGCAGCCGGGGUUUUAGUAGUUGUCAUGACGACCAUCAUCCUUCUGAUUACCUGCCGCCAUAGACGCAAGACCAGGAAACUUAAACAGGAGCUCUCAGAGACGAAGGAGGAGAUCAAUAAUCUCUCGAGGCAGACUUCUAUGAGGAGACUUAACUCGUUCAGUACUGACCAGAGGAUGCGGACUGAAGAAUCCAUGCUACUCAGGAUGGAAUCUCCUGUAAGAAGCAGUGUCUAUACGCUAGAGGUAUUGCAACACAUCAAUGCAGGAGAUGUCCAGGCAGCUCCUGAGCGAUCAGGCAUAUAUGACGAGAGAGACGUCGAUCGCGACAGCAUCGGCCGCCCAGCCCUCCACCUGUCCUGUGACUCAAUGCGAGGAAGCGGGAGGAGGAAAGAGACCGAGGUAGAGAAACAAGACCGCAUUCAAAGAGUGGCAAGCUACAUAAAGAGCAGUAAUAUGUCUCUGGAUGUAGAGCUUCGGCGAGACCCGAGCUAUCCUCCAUUGUCCAUCAGCUCAGGGGCUACAAGAGAAGGAGGGAAAGAAAAAGACGUAUGGGGACAGAGAGAAGGCAUGCCGGAGGGAGAGGAGGGAGACAGCGCCUUCAACUCGCAUCAGCUCUUAGAGACACUCUCGAAAAACUUCCAGUACACCAACGGAGUCCUGAGGCCGAAACCUAACCCGAACGCUAUAAUGCUGAACCCACGUGGCCAGUACAUAAAACGAGAAGGCCAAAGUGAUUCGCCACAGCACACCAUCCCUGCAGUCUUUUCUGGUCACCAGUAAUAAUGUCCAUUAUGUGGUCCAGUGGAGCUCAUCCUGCAUGCUGCGUCUUCUGACCGAUGAAUUCAUCCGACACUCCCUGGAGCUCGUGUUAAUACCACAGGCUGGUUCGAACAUAUCAAGACCAAUGGAGAUCUCAGCUUUCUACUCUACCCACAGGCAGCUCAUUGGGCAUCAUCUACCAGCAAGUCCAGAUGUGGAUAUAUCAGCAGAUUUAAAGCAGACCAACAACGUUCUAAAAGUCUGAGCAGAUGAAUGCAUCUAAAUAUUAACUAGCACCUGUGAAAUUAGUAGGGACAUUUGGCUAAAAAUAGCCUGAAUGAGUGCAAAAGUUAAUAUUAGUUUUAAAUGUUUCUAUUUGAUACCUACUGCAAGGUUUUCCCACAAAUAAUUUUUCAUACAGAAUACAAGAUAAACCUUCAUCUAUACACUAUUUACCUCAUUCAUAACAGAGGAAACCAAUUAAAGACAAAUAAUCAGCCUUUUCUUUAGUUGUUAAAUGUUUUGAAAGAUUUCUUCUUAAAAAAACAAACAAACAAAAAAAUCAGAACGCAUGGAUUGGAGGUGAUUGGUGGUGGACAACCAACUAGUAUUUCAGGGGACACAGUCUUCUCACCGUGUGUGUGUGUGUGAGAGUGUUUUGCUGAGACUGACCAUUUAGGACUUGUAAAAUUGCAGUUCAUUGCUUUGAAUUCUGUGUUCAUAGAGAAUUAAAAAGGUUCCUGAGGUUUUGCAAAUCUCCCCAGCUAACAGCGUUGAUCUUGACUUGAAAGUUACUGUCUGCAGGAAGCAGAUGUUCUGUGUUGUAGUUAUAUAUGAUCUAUAGCGCAGCUACAUCAUGCAGCGGAACAGAGCGACUCGGACAGACUGAGAGCUCAGUGAAAGGACAGGGGAGACCCUGAAGCAAGCAGGUCAAACGGCACAGUGAGGUUUAGCAGCUUUUUAGGUUUUUCUGUCUGUUAUUUACCUCAGUGGAUUCUGGUUGUUAUUACGGUUUGAAAAGGUAUUGAUACAUGUAUAAUACUAAAGCUCUGCAUUACUUUAUGACCGAACAAUGCCUCUCUACAACCUAGUUAAGCACCUGGCUGCUCUUAAAUAAUUAAGGUUCACUGAUGCAGUGUAUAGAGUUUUUGUGAAAGAUGUAAAUAUAGUGAGACAAAGCCA